GGAUCAGGUGUUCAGGAUCACCCCGAGAGAACAGAGGGAGGUGAAGCUGCUGCAAAGCAUCCUGGGACACAUGCAGGUGGAUCUAUGGCAGCCAAACAGCGCCGCUCUAAUCUGUCUCAACAACACGGUGGACGCUCACGUGAAAUGCAACGACACACGACGACUACACACACACACCUGCAGCGAGAAAACAUCGAUUACAGGGUGUUCAUCUCCGACCUGCAGAGGGAGAUUCAGAAACAGACGGGGUCUCGUUCCUCCAGGAAGAGAAGGAGCGAGGCUCAGUACGACUACGAGGUGUACCAUUCUCUGGACGAGAUCCAGAGCUGGAUGUUUGAGAUGAACAGGACUCACUCUGAUCUGGUGGACAUGUUCUCUGUGGGGAAGUCUUAUGAGGGGAGACCGCUGUACGUGCUUCAGAUAGGAAAGAGGAGUCGUCAGCAGAAGAAGGCGGUGUGGAUCGACUGUGGAGUUCACGCCAGAGAGUGGAUCGGCCCGGCGUUCUGCCAGUGGUUCGUCAAAGAGGCCAUAAACUCGUACCAGUACGACUCCGUGACGCGGCGUCUCCUGAACCAGCUCAGCUUCUACAUCAUGCCAGUGUUCAACGUGGACGGGUAUCACUUCAGCUGGACCACGGAUCGGUUCUGGAGGAAAACCCGGUCUAAGAACCACAAGUUCCACUGCAGAGGAACGGACGCCAACAGGAACUGGAAGGUGAAGUGGUGCGAGGAAGGAGCCUCUUCUCACCCGUGUGACGACACGUACUGCGGACCCUUCCCUGAGUCUGAGCCCGAGGUGAAAGCCGUGGCAAAGUUCCUGAGGAAGAACAGGAAGAGGGUGAAAGCGUACAUCUCAAUCCACGCCUACGCUCAGAUGCUGCUCUACCCGUACUCAUACAAGUACGCAACUAUACCCAACUUCAGCUGCGUGGAAUCAGCGGCUCACAGUGCAGUCAGCGCUCUCUACUCUGCGUACGGAGUCCGGUAUCGGUACGGCCCCGCCUCCACCACCCUCUAUGUGAGUUCUGGCAGCUCCAUCGACUGGGCCUACAGGAACGGGAUCUCGUACGCCUUCGCCUUCGAGCUUCGGGACACAGGAUACUACGGCUUCCUGCUGCCGGAGUCUUUGAUCAGCCCCACCUGCACAGAGACGCUGAGAGCCGUCAAGGCCAUCGCAUCGGGGCUGCUGAAGAAGUGUGAGGUGGACAAGGACACGUUUCCAUACAUAUGAGCUCCGAAACGACUAUUUUUCAUACCAGAGAUGAUUAGGGAUCAUCAGGGGAGAGCAGAGAUCCAUUAGAAACUAUCAGAGACCAUCAGAGACCAUGUUCUGGUGCCAAAGAUCUCCCCAUAACUAGACUGUAUAUACCUACUGUUAACCCUAACCCUAACCCUAUAUACCUACUGUUAACCCUAACCCUAUAUACCUACUGUUAACCCUAACCCUAUAUACCUACUGUUAACCCUAACCCUAUAUACCUACUGUUAACCCUAACCCUAUAUACCUACUGUUAACCCUAACCCUACUGUUAACCCUAACCCUAACCCUAUAUACCUACUGUUAACCCUAAUCAUAUAUACCUACUGUUAACCCUAACCCUAACCCUAUAUACCUACUGUUAACCCUAAUCCUAACCCUUAGACACAAUAAUAUCCCAAAUAGUCCUGGAUCAUGAAAUCCUCUCCUUUUGUACCGAUCUCCUCUAAAUAGAUAUUAAUGAAACAGACUUUGAAAGAAAUUAGCUGGAAAUUGGUCAUGUGAGCAUUUUUCACGAUACAAUAGAGAAACAGCUCAGAUUUGAAUGUCUUCCAAAAAUGGUGUUCUCAAAAAGCUCUAUUUUUAUUCCAGUGGCAUUUUAUUCUGAAAAUAUUCAUACAAGAUUAUCUCGUUUUUUAUUCCAGUUGCAUUUUAUUUUGAAAAUAUUCCUACAAGACUAUCUCUAUUUUGAUCACGGUGGUAUUUUAUUUUGAAAAUAUUCAUACAAGAUUCUUUUUUUUUUGUAUCUCAAUUUUUAUUCUGGUGUCAUUUUAUUUUGAAAAUACUCCUACCAAGUGCCUUAAUGUAUGAAUGCCUUUAUUACUGCAAUACUGUUGGUGUAUAUAAUAUGCAAUCACCUGACGAUCAUGGGUUGUUUUUGUUGUUAAUUUCUCAUUUUAUUUGGAUUUUUAUUUACUUUCUGAAUCAAUACUCAGGUACGGAUUACAGAAGCCCUGAAUCAAUACUCAGGUACGGAUUACAGAAGCCCUGAAUCAAUACUCAGGUACGGAUUACAAAAGCCCUGAAUCAAUACUCAGGUACGGAUUACAGAAGCCCUGAAUCAAUACUCAGGUACGGAUUACAGAAGCCCUGAAUCAAUACUCAGGUACGGAUUACAGAAGCCCUGAAUCAAUACUCAGGUACGGAUUACAGAAGCCCUGAAUCAAUACUCAGGUACGGAUUACAGAAGCCCUGAAUCAAUACUCAGGUAUGGAUUACAGAAGCCCUGAAUCAAUACUCAGGUACGGAUUACAGAAGCCCUGAAUCAAUACUCAGGUAUGGAUUACAGAAGCCUUGAAUCAAUACUCAGGUAUGGAUUACAGAAGCCCUGAAUCAAUACUCAGGUAUGGAUUACAGAAGCCCUGAAUCAAUACUCAGGUAUGGAUUACAGAAGCCCUGAAUCAAUACUCAGGUAUGGAUUACAGAAGCCCUGAAUCAAUACUCAGGUAUGGAUUACAGAAGCCCUGAAUCAAUACUCAGGUAUGGAUUACAGAAGCCCUGAAUCAAUACUCAGGUAUGGAUUACAGAAGCCCUGAAUCAAUACUCAGGUAUGGAUUACAGAAGCCCUGAAUCAAUACUCAGGUAUGGAUUACAGAAGCCCUGAAUCAAUACUCAGGUAUGGAUUACAGAAGCCCUGAAUCAAUACUCAGGUAUGGAUUACAGAAGCCCUGAAUCAAUACUCAGGUAUGGAUUACAGAAGCCCUGAAUCAAUACUCAGGUAUGGAUUACAGAAGCCCUGAAUCAAUACUCAGGUAUGGAUUACAGAAGCCCUGAAUCAAUACUCAGGUAUGGAUUACAGAAGCCCUGAAUCAAUACUCAGGUAUGGAUUACAGAAGCCCUGAAUCAAUACUCAGGUAUGGAUUACAGAAGCCCUGAAUCAAUACUCAGGUACGGAUUACAGAAGCCCUGAAUCAAUACUCAGGUAUGGAUUACAGAAGCCCUGAAUCAAUACUCAGGUACGGAUUACAGAAACUCUGAAUCAAUACUCAGGUAUGGAUUACAGAAGCCCUGAAUCAAUACUCAGGUAUGGAUUACAGAAGCCCUGAAUCAAUACUCAGGUAUGGAUUACAGAAGCCCUGAAUGGCCAAAAUUAAAACAUUUGAUGACCUAUUUUUUCCAUGAAAACAAGGUUUUUGUAUUUGUUUUGAUCAAAAUCUCAUGUCAUUUAUGACAUAAUCUCUAAUAACAAGUGUUUCCCUGACGACACUUCUUACAAGAUAAUAAACUGAACGAUUAUCAUUAUCCUGAGAACACACACAGAUACACACGCGCACACACACACGCACGCACACACACACAUGCACACACACACAUGCAAACACGCACACACACACACUAACACACACAUUCAUGCACACAUGCACACACACACAGGCACACACACAGGCACACGCACGCACACACACACUAACACAUCCUGAGAAAUAAGGGAAAUGAAUGGUUUAAAAGUGGCCGCUCAUGGCGUCUGUGAUGAACCAAUGACACUCAGAAAUGUUUACUUUUGAGAAUGAGAUUAUAAUAAAUGUACGAUAUCUGACUUUAAUAAAUGUUGUUGUUGACAGUAAA
Molecule: messenger RNA, 3822 nt
Organism: Gymnodraco acuticeps
Lineage: Eukaryota; Metazoa; Chordata; Actinopteri; Perciformes; Bathydraconidae
Gene: cpa6
Product: carboxypeptidase A6
Biological process (GO): proteolysis
Molecular function (GO): zinc ion binding; metallocarboxypeptidase activity
Source: RefSeq, a predicted model, not a curated record